Molecule: messenger RNA, 8475 nt
Organism: Cherax quadricarinatus
Lineage: Eukaryota; Metazoa; Arthropoda; Malacostraca; Decapoda; Parastacidae
Source: RefSeq, a predicted model, not a curated record
GAAGUGAUUGAAGGUAUAGCAGAGUCAGCCUUCAAGACAUCCGAGUGGCCUGUAAUUCUCUCCUUUGAGAACCACUGUAAUCCUCGGCAGCAAGCCAAAAUUGCAGGCUACUGCAGAGAAUUUUUUGGUGACAUGUUGUUGGAUAGCCCACUAGAAGCAUUUCCAAUUGAGCCUGGUGUUGCACUGCCUCCUCCAUCACUCUUGAAACGCAAAAUAAUAAUUAAGAAUAAGAAGAAACAUCGCAAUCACCACCAUCACAUGAGAAACACACCAGGAGGAGAGUCCCAGUUUCAUGUUGAACUUAAUCAGCCGGGGGAGUCAAGACCCACAGAAAUGCAGGGUAAUGGAGAGAUCCCAAGGCCACUGUUAGAGAAAGAAGGGUCAAGAGAAUCUUCAGAAGAAGAAAAUGAAGUAGCUAAUGGAGAGAUACCUGAUGGAGGUGCUCUAGAUGUUGUUAGUUCAAGUUCUGAUGAGGAAGAAGGUGCACUCACACCCGAGGAAAUACACGAGCGAGAAGUAACAAGCCCUGAACGUGGCACUACCGAUGCAGAAGAGGAGGCAGGAGCUGAGAUAUCUGCACUAGUCAACUAUGUACAACCCGUUCACUUCCACUCAUUUGAAGCGGCAGAAAAACGAAGCAGAAGUUAUGAGAUGUCAUCAUUUGUCGAAACACAUUCUAGCAACUUGCUAAAGGAGAGCCCCAUGGAGUUUGUCAACUACAACAAGCGACAGCUGGCAAGAGUGUAUCCACGGGGCACACGAGUCGACUCUUCUAAUUUUCUCCCUCAUCAGUUUUGGAAUGCAGGAUGUCAGUUGGUGGCCUUGAACUAUCAGACACUUGACCUUGCAAUGCAGUUGAAUUUAGGAAUUUUUGAGUUUAAUAACAGAUCUGGUUAUCUACUUAAACCUGACUUCAUGAGAAGACCAGACAGGAGAUUUGAUCCAUUUGCUGAGUCAACAGUAGAUGGUAUUAUUGCUGGAACAGUUUCUGUUAAGGUGAUAUCUGGGCAGUUCUUGUCAGACAAGCGUGCUGGUUGCUAUGUUGAGGUGGAGAUGUAUGGUUUGCCUGCAGACACAGUUCGUAAGCGGUUUAGAACUAAAACUGUUCCAAAUAAUUGCAUUAAUCCUGUUUGGGAUGAAGAACCAUUUGUUUUUAAAAAGGUGGUAUUACCUGAGCUAGCAAGCAUAAGAAUUGUAGCCUAUGAAGAAGGUGGUAGGGCCUGUUUGGGUAAUCGUGUCCUUCCUAUAGUGGGCCUUAGACCUGGAUACAAACACAUAGCACUACGUAAUGAAGCAGGACAACCACUGGGAAUCACAUCACUCUUUGUACAUGUUAAGGUUGGUGAUUAUGUACCACAUGGCCUGAGCGAUUUUGCUGAAGCUCUAGCCAACCCUAUCAAGUACCAGAGUGAACUGGAGAAGAGAGCACAACAGCUGUCAGUUUUCCAGGAUGAUGAGGAGAUGGAGCAAGAGGGUGGAGAUGGUGACCCUCCUCACACACCCGUUAAAAAAAUUGAUUCAAGAACAAGCCAGGGAGAUGGCUCAUUAAAUGUUGGGGAAGACGGACCAAACAAGCUCUCCAAAACCAAGAGUAAUGGUGAAGUUCCAGACACCACAAUGACAGCACACGAGAGCACUCCCAUAGGAUCACGUCGCCAGAACUCUAUCUCAGCCAAGGCUCACUUAAACACAAAGACAAGUGAAGAGAAACCUGAUCGGGAAAAGGAAUGCUCUCUCACUCUUCUAGAAACAAGUAAACUCCUUAUUGAGGCUGAAGGACUUGACAAAUUAUGGAAUAAUAAGAGUGUGAAAGAGAAAAGAAUUGAGCUUGAGAAAAAUAUAGACAAAUUACGAAAAAAAUAUGAAAAGGAAAACGACAAAAUUUACACCAACAAGAGAAAAAAAGGGUCAGCUUCAAAAAUCACUUCUAAACUUUUUAAAAAAAUAUCACCCAACAAAGGCAUUGAACCAACAGGAACUGUUAAGAGAGAGAGCACCCAGGAGCUUGGUUCAAUGCAAGAGGAACUAGAAGCACGCUUACAAGAGCUGGAGAAGUCCUAUCAGGCGAGUCUUAAUGAACUUGGCCAAGCAAUUCUCUUGGCUGAAAAGAAACUUCAAGAGAAAUAUCACGAACCAAUAUACUCUGCUUUAGAUAAGGCCAUGAAAAUGUCUCAAGGAGCUCAAUUAAAGACCUUACAAACUUUACACGAUAAGCAAGUUGAUGAUAUAAAACGAAGAACAGAGGAAGCACACAGAGAAAAACGAAAAGGUCUUGGCAAAACAACAGGUGAUAAAGAAGAAUUAAGCAGGAAAAAGCGUGAGAUCAGUAAACAGAUAGUGGCUGAAGGCAUCCAGGAAAGGCAGAGGCUGACUGAUAUUCAUGAUAAAAAGAAGGCUGAGUUAGAAAAACAACACGAAGAAAUCCGUAUUCAGUUUGAAGAAGCGAAACAAAAGGCGAGAAACGAGAUUGAAACUGAUUAUGAGGAAAGACGGAUAAAGCUGGAAGAAACUCUUUCCUUGUAGACUUCUAUUUAAGAUGCAGGGUGAGGCUGCAUUUACCAGUAUCAUGGCACAUGGUUUGCCAGCCACUGAGAGAACACAACCCAUGUUCCUUAACAGUAGGCACCUUUGUUUAAGCAGAUGACAGUUUUCUGUGAUGUCAAGCCUACACAGGUACUCUUGUAGACCAGUUUCACUGUUGGCUUCACUUCCAUCGUCAUUUAUGUGUAUGAAAAAUUCUACUGGCGCCUGAAUAAACAAAGAAGCUUUGUGUGUCUGGGUUGUUCAAUACUAGUCACUGUCUAGAGUAAACCACUAGUGCUGCCCAUGAGAGCCAUGUGUUUAGUAAUCCACUAGUGCUGUACAUGAGCCAUGCGUUUAGUAAACCACUAGUGCUGUCCAUGAGAGCCAUGUGUUUAGUAAAUCACUAGUGCUGUACAUGAGAGCCAUGUGUUUAGUAAACCAUUAGUUCUGUACAUGAGAGCCAUGUGUUUAGUAAACCACUAGUGCUGUACAUGAGAGCCAUGUGUUUAGUAAACCACUAGUGCUGUACAUGAGAGCUGUGUGUUUAGUAAACCACUAGUGCUGUACAUGAGCACCAUGUGUUUAGUAAACCACAAGUGUUGGCCAUGAGAGCCAUGUAUUUAGUAAACUAUUAGUGCUGCUCAUAUAAGCCUUGUGUUUAGUAAAUCACAAGUGCAGCCUAUGAGAGCAAUCAUGUGUAUAGUUAACUACUAAUGCUGCCCAUGAGAGCCAUGUGUUUAGUAAACCACUAGUUCUGGUCAUGUAAGCCUUGUGUUUAGUAAAUCACAAGUGCAGCCUAUGAGAGCAAUCAUGUGUAUAGUUAACUACUAGUGUUGCCCAUGAGCCUUGUGUUUAGUAAACCACUAAUGCUGCCCAUGUGAGGUACUAGUGUUGCCCAUGUGAGCAACGUGUUUAGGAUUUAGGUAAUUGUGGGUUGAUUAUGUACAUUGUAAGUCUGAUGAGAGUUUUUAUAUUUGCUGUAAAUUAGAAACUUGACAUUAGAGGCUGCCUGAGACAAGCAUUUUUUGUUGGAAAUUCGAGAGAAAUUUGAGUCACUCUCGCUGCCUCUGGCUUUAGGAGAAGUUUACCAUGCAAAAAAUUUAAUUGGAAGAAGGAAAGAUAUUUAAUUAAUAAAUGUUAAACUAGUUAAUUUUUUUUUUUAGUAUAUUUAUUACUCUUUCUUUUACAGUUUUCAUUGAUAAUUGUACCCCGUGCUGCUGGAUACAAAAUAAGUUAUUUCAUAUGGGAACAUUUUUAUUUUCAGUAUUUCUUCAUUUAGUAUUAUUUGAAUUAUGUAAAAUAUCAGUUCAUGCAUGUAAUAUUUUUCCAGUAUUCAUGUACAUUACGUUGAGUCCCAUGUUAUUAGCUGCCAAGUUUUUUUCCACAUUAUAAGACAUUGUGAUAAGAAGUGUUUAUAGUUAUUCAUUUGACAUAUAGCUCAUAUCAUCCUUAAAUAUUCAUUUAUUCAUCAUGAUGUAUGCCAUGUUAUAAUUUUAUCCCCUAGAUAACUAUUUACCAAUUGGGAAACAUUUUCAUGAUCACCUCCCGGUUGCCGAACUUUUUAUAUGGGUUUUCUUACUUUGUUGUGAUUGGAGUAGUGUAUAUUAUUUUGUGAUAUCAUGUUUGGAGAUGAGAAACUGAAGCUGUAAACAAUCAUUAGACAUAUGCCAAUGUUGAUACUGUCAUUUAUUGUUAAACAAUGUAUAUAGCUACUUCAUUGAAUUUUUAAUAUGACUAUAAUCAUUAGCAUCAGUAAAAGUAUGGAUGCAAAUAUAUGUGGUAAAUGUAUUAGACAAUUCAGAAGUGAAAAUGAAGACAAAAGGCUGCGUUCGACAAUUUCCUCCUCUUUCUUCAUUAAUAUGAAUGAUUUUCUAAUGGGAGAUAUUUCAACAAUUGGUAAGGAAUGUAAUACUUGCACAUUCAAAGUACAUUAUUCAGAAAUAGCUUUAGUUUCUAAGUCACAACACUCAUUUUAAAAUAUAUAAAAUAUGCCCUAGUCAUGGUAUCUAUUUACAAUUAAUCUAUACCAAGAAUUUUUUUUAGAAGACUAAAUUGUGAGCCUUUGUUUUUAAAUGUUAAAAACCUAGCAUUGGUGCUAGGUUAGGCAUAACAGUGGAUGCUUAAUUACUAAGAGGUUAUCUGACAAGACCAGCAUCAGGAGACAUUUUCCUGACAGAAAAUAUAGUAGUACCAUUUAAGGUUUUCUUGUUCUCUUGUUACUUAGUAUUUAAUACAGCAUAUUAUCACAUGCAAAGGUAAUUACCAUUUUUGUGGCUCUGAAAUCCAAAGAAUAUUAAAUUUUCAAAGUUUGUAGAAAAGUCAGUCACUCCUUAUCAUUUGGAGAUCUACUAGCCCGUUUAGGUUCUUGCUAAAAUGUUGAUAUACAAAUUAUUUUUCGAACACAGCCAGAAUAUUCUAUGCAGAUGUAGUUCCCCAUAGUCCUUACUUGCCUUUCUAUUCCUUGAAAAAGAAGCUCUGCCUCAUGUACAGAUUAUUGAGGUUUUAUUCCUUGGGAAACUAAAAUGUGGGUGACCUCAACUCUGGAUUAUGAAAUUUUUUCAGAUGUACAACAUUCUUUCCUAUAUUUGAAUUCUGAACAGUAUUGCAAAUAUUACAUUUUAGUACACUUUAGUUAUGUUUAAUUCAUGAUAUAUAUGGUACCAAAUACUAUUACUGUAUAAAUUUUAAAUUCAAAUUUUUAUUUCGCUUAUCAUCAAGCAUGAUAACAUAUAAUGUCUUGCCAAACUUUAUGUUGAUGGUUAGUUGCAAUAUUGACAAGUUUCUGGAAAAAGAAAGAAAGAUUACGCUAUAGAUUAAUAUUUUUAUCAUCCUUGUACGUAAGGUCAUUCCAGUGACACCUCAGUUUUAAGAGAGUUUAAUGGAUCACUAGUCUUGCAUAUUAUAAAUGAUCCUGGUAUGAUAGUUUAUGUGCUUACUACCUCAUUAUUUGUCAUUUUGGAUGUCUUUUUCAUUUUUUUGUGAAUACAGUGUUCCCCUUGCUUUAUUGCAACAUGUGGUAUAAAUUUGCUCAUAUGCAAUCACCCAAGCCCAGCACCAUUUGAGUUUUAACACACACACUUUUAAAUAUCACUGUAAACUGAUUUAUAUUGAAAUUCUUGAUAAAGAAUGGCUAGAAAGAAAACAAUUUGGAUAUGGGAAAUCCAACAAGCAUAUUUUGAAUGAAAUCCUACUGUUGGUUUUCACUUUAUCUUGUGCCAAGCCUAAGAAAACAGAUACCCAACCAGACAAAGUUGGAUUGCCUUGACAGGAUUAGGACUAGUGGUGGAGGAAGGAAAUAGUAGAUAUAUAUGUAUUCACAGGUUCAUAACAUGUAUACUUCAAUCUAGAUAAAGAUAGGUUUGUUGGCUGGUGUAAAUGUGGGUAAAAGGGAGGAUUUUUUUUCUAGAAUUUUAGAUUUAAUUUUUUCUCAUUUUUUUGACAAGUUGCAUUUAUCUUUGAUAUAUGGUUGUUUGGUGUCUAUCUGAUAAUUAGUAAUUUUUUUGGUAAAAAUAAGAAAGUGGAUUUUUCCCAUGAUUUUAUAUUUUAGAAAUUAUGAUUGAACUGUGGAUUUUACAUUUGCUUUUUUUUUUUCAACGAAAUUCAUUCCUUUUUUUUUUUUCCAUGUGACUGUUUGUUGUGUUUGGUAAUCUCUCAAUUUUUAAGUAAAUUUUAGACUAGAAAUGUGGAGUUUGCAAAGUCUCAGAAUGAAUCCCUUUAUUUUGUAUGCUAUAUUGAGUUCACUAUGUGCAUUAACUUUGUGCCAUGGGCCGAGAAUGCAUCUGUUGCAUAAAGCAAGGGACACCUGCACUAUACACAGUAUUUUUAUCAUAAAAUUAAUAAAAUAUUAAGAUGUAUUGAAAAUCUAAAUAAGACACAAGUCAUAUAAAUGAUGAAUAUCCAGCACACACUCAAGAAUACUUAUUUAAUACACAAAAGAAUACUUGUUAUUUAAUGCACAAAUUGAGCCUUGGUAAUAGGUUUAAGGUGCCAUGACACAGAGUUGGUUGUAGCCCAUGUUUUGCCAUGUAGUAAUAUCAAAUGCACUAUUUCAAAAUUUAUGUAAUGUCUUCGUAUUCUUAAAUUUUAUUCACAAUAAAUUUCAAGAAUCUAGUGGUCUCAUUGCUGAGACUUUUUUAAUAUGAAAGAAGAAAUGAAUUGAGGUAGUAAUAUGCCUCAGAACUGAUGUUAAUGUUGUCAUUUGAUCUUUGACUACAUAAAGUGUUUCCUUCAGGCUGAGCUUCUUCCCUCAAUGUUUCUCAAUAACACUUUGGAUGGCUUAGGAUGUGAAAAGUAUUUUCCAGAAAGAACUGUAUGAAUCAUGUUAGGUGAUUACAAAACCUCUUCGGCUAGUGUAGUAUAAUCUCGGAGUUCUUUUGAUGUUGGACUCGGAUUACGAUUACUAGAAUUCCAUUCAUUUUUCAUAGGAACCUUAGAUGCUCUUAAUGGAUAGAAGGUAUGUUUUUUAUAUGUAAUUUUUUUAAAACGUUAAACCUCAGUCAUUAUGUGAAGUCAGCUGUGUAUAAUAGGUGUACAUACAAUUUCCUUCCCACACUUAUGACCAGCUGUUCUGUAAUGGAGUAAUUAGUGUUCUUAACAUACUACAGAUUCCCACUCUCUUAUCUUGACAUUUCAUUCAGUAUAUGUGUCUACAGUGUAAGAGGUCAGGCCAAUACCUUGAAAACAUUUACACAAUAUAUGGUUGCCCUGAAAUAUUAUAUUUCAAGUUCCACUUACAUGUUCAUCAGAGAGUUUUUUCUCAUUGUCAGUAGGAGAGAGAGCAAACCAGUACUAAAUAUAUUUUUAAGUCUACCAGUACAAUUUUCAAGCUAUAUUUUCACAAAACAAGUUACUUAUUGAGCUUAUUGUUUGCCUUCUCUCUGCCAACUGACAUCAGAUGAUCGUUAUUGAAGUGUGAAAAGUGUAGAGAGCAAUAAGAGUCAGUUUCAGUGAUUUUUGGCUCGUCUGAGCCUUUCAAUAUGUCACCGGUACACUAAGAGAUUAUGCCUGUUGAAUUGGAACUAACUCAGUUGUAUUGUUUUCUCAACUGUUUGUUAUUUGUUGUCAAUGUGUAGAGGAAUGGCAACAUACCAGAUACUUCCCUUAAGUAGUGUUUAAGUUAAUGGACCAAUGAAAAGUCACUACAUUCACACACAUGCUUUAGCACAUAUGCAUACACACAAUGUGCACACGUACAUAUACAUUCACACUAACAAAUACACAUGAAAAAUAAGAACCUAGAUUGUUCCCAAGGUUUUCAAGUCAUAUUGAUGUCACAACCUGCAGCCAAGUGCAUAAGACAUUCUUGUUCCUUUGAAAGUUGACUGGAGAACGGCUAAUAUUUGGGAAAAAACAGAAACUUUUGAGGAGAGCUGUAACCAUGGACAGAUGAAUCAUUGAUGAUAAAAAUUAAAAUACAGGGCUUAGGGCAUUAUUAGUAAAGAGAAACUAACAGAUUUUUUAUCCAGUUGGAGUCAAAUCUUCAUAUGCAAUUCCUAUCAUUUUAUUCAUAUAACUUGUAAAGCAACUCUGUCAGUGCCGAUGUGCUGUUCUAUGUACAAAUGCACAAUAUUUUGUAUAGCAUCUACAUGAGCUCCAUUUCAUGGGGUGCUUUAUUUAUAAAUAUACAAGUAAAUGCUUGGAUUUAAGUGUCAUAAAUACUGAUCAAUGAAAGAUGAGAAGCCAUUUGGAUGGAAAAAUGAAACAUGGGUGGAAAAAACUGUAAAUUUUUACUUCAGUUAAAGAUACGCUGAAGAUGAUCUCUGAGGCUGAAAUAUACACAUCUUUUUAAACCCAUAUUUAUUUUUCUAUCCAAAUGACUAAUCACUUUUCAUAUAAUUAUUUGAUUGAAAAUAAACUGUCAAGGUUUGAGCCUUUAAAGCUGAGGUUGUGAAGAAGUUUGGUCAACAUGACAGUCUGGAAGCACAGUCACCAAAUACAAGUGCUGCAUUCAUA